Messenger RNA from Lingula anatina, 1089 nucleotides. Its product is annotated as high choriolytic enzyme 1-like. NCBI's taxonomy places the organism in Eukaryota, Metazoa, Brachiopoda, Lingulata, Lingulida, Lingulidae. Gene Ontology annotation, biological process: proteolysis. The record is from RefSeq and is a predicted model, not a curated record. Gene Ontology annotation, molecular function: zinc ion binding; metalloendopeptidase activity.
AGAACGCAGGUUUUAGGACAGGUGUCUUCACCAAAAGGCAGCACAUGUACUUGCCUAUCAUCGUAGUGUAGUUGAUCUGACUAAAUGCGUGGAGGGACGCCCAUGCACAUUUUAUCGACGUUAUUAUGUCAGAAAGCAGGCCAUCUUUUGAUAUAGACUAGUUAUGGGGAUUGGGUAUGCCUGGGUGGUCUUGUUGCUGGGACUGAACGUCCUUCUGGUACCGGGAACAAAACUUCACAGCGACAGAGUAACAAAGUAUGUCCCAAGGGAAAGUUUAGAAUACGCAAGCCAAGGGCCGCAGACCACGCCUCGGUUGUUUGAAGGCGACAUUGCUGGCUUUAACCCCUUUCACCGUAAUGCGCUUGCGGACUCGACCAAACUCUGGAGAGGCGGUUUUAUACCAGUCAAACUGGACCAGACCCUCUCAUCCAGAGAGCUGAUCAGCAUCCAAAAUGCUAUGCUCACCAUAUCACGACAGACUUGUAUACGCUUUAUGCUGAGAACCAACCACCCGGACUUUGUCUUUAUACGUAAAAGUAAAUCAAAAUGUUACUCGUUCUUUGGCCGAAAAGGCGGCAAGCAGGAUUUGAACCUGACGUCAGGGUGUCUCAGGUACGAGCACCUCAUCAUACACGAACUUAUGCACGCGCUGGGGUUCGUGCACGAGCAUAGUCGUCCAGAUCGAGACCAAUACAUAGACAUCCACCCGGAAAACAUUCGUCAGGGUAAUCUGAAAGAUUUCGAAAAAUUGCCGGUGUUUAUCCUGUACGACCUGGGAGCUCCUUACGAUGUAAAUUCCAUCCUACAUUACGAGAAAGAUGCCUUCUCAAAGAACGGAAAGCCAACCAUCACCCCCAAAGACCCAAGCGUUACCCUCGGAAACACACGCAUGUCCACCUGGGACGUGGUCAAGAUCAACCGCCUGUACAGGUGUUCUGGUGACCAGUACGAUAUUGCAGGGCCCAAGAUGCCACCACCACCACAUGAUCAACACCAGAGCCCAGCACAUCACGUACCACCAGUCGGGAGUCUCUUACAUGGAGUUUUGUAAAACGCAAUUUUAACUAAGUAUAGACGACUAAAACAAGU